This is a messenger RNA of Coccidioides immitis RS, 303 nucleotides long. RefSeq lists its product as uncharacterized. The transcript has 2 exons. The record is from RefSeq and is a predicted model, not a curated record. NCBI's taxonomy places the organism in Eukaryota, Fungi, Ascomycota, Eurotiomycetes, Onygenales, Onygenaceae. The coding region runs from base 1 to 303 and encodes 100 amino acids.
AUGCAGCCAGCCUGUUAUGUUAUGCAGAGGAAUGCAAGCCCUGUUUUUCUUUUGUCAUACACGCUAGGGCAGCCUGAUGGUGUUUUUGGUGACGAUGUGCCGAGUUGCAGGGACCUGACGGAUGCGCAGGGAUAUAUCAAGAUACACGAACAAGGGGGAAUGGGGACAUUAGGGCAAAAGGCGGCAGUGCCUGACGAUAAAAAAAAGGGCAUUGACUCUUGCCCAGUGGGCUGUGCCUGUCUCUUAGGGGCCAGCAGCGAGCAUCUUACAACACAUCAGGUACAAGGUGUAAUCAAGAUCUGA